AUGGAACCCAAUCGUCAAAUCCUACAAGGCCGUCCUUCAGUCCGUCCACGCAGCCAUUCUGACCCAUCCAGCGGUCGAUCUGGGCAGCCACCAGUCUUUUCGAGCAGUGAAACUUCCACCCAGAUAGUUCAACUCGGCCCGGUCGCUACUAAGUCAAACUAUAUGCGUGCCAUGGCCGAAAUGCACUCUAUCACCGGUGGCUUGGAAGUUUCAGUUCAACCAGAAGCCGGGCCUAUUGAUGAAAUCAGCAAACUGAUGCAAAACUGCAGCAUCACCAACAAUCAACCACCAAAAUUAUUCAAUCAUACCUUCCUGGAGCAUUUCAAGAUCCCAAUCAACGAUUGGAGCCUCGGGUUAGUCACUACCGCGAGGCAGACCGGGGAUUACAGUCAGCUAGCUAGGAUUGUCGUUGUUCUCGAACACUUUAGCGGCACUCUAGGAACACAAUAG
Messenger RNA from Orbilia oligospora ATCC 24927, 450 nucleotides. RefSeq lists its product as uncharacterized. NCBI's taxonomy places the organism in Eukaryota, Fungi, Ascomycota, Orbiliomycetes, Orbiliales, Orbiliaceae. The record is from RefSeq and is a predicted model, not a curated record. The coding region runs from base 1 to 450 and encodes 149 amino acids. The transcript has a single exon.